AUGCGGCGCAAUCGAACCCUCCUGGCAUCACCGUUGAAAAAUUCAGCUACGACCCCGAAUUCCCGGACAAAAGCGACGCAAUUGUUGAGUGAUGGGCUGGGCGAAGAUGAAGGUGACGAUACGGAAGAAGAUGAAGAAACAUUGCAGUUGAAAUUAGCUGCCAUUCAGGCACGGCUUAAGCUGAAACAGCUACAGAAAAACCGUGGAAAGGCAGGAACACCCCAUGCAGAACGACAGCAGGGUGCGGACGCGCUGUCUAGGCCGGCAUCCUCAGUCAGCUUCUCAUCGUUUACUCAAAAUCAGGCGCCAAAAAGCAAGUUCCUGCAAGAGACAAAGAAUCAGGAUGGCUCCGGUGAUAUCCAGGUACCGCUGUCACCAACAAGGCGCUCUAGACCGCAGCUGGAGCCCACAUCUCCGGGAAGGUAUAGGCUGGGUAUUGACAAGGGGCUCAAGGGUAGUGACGUAUCUCUGAGACGCCCGCCCAGUUCAAGAGGUGUUGAAACACGGCCCACUAGCCGACUCGGCAGUCGUGAUGGUCCAAUAUCUCAUUUACGAGACACGUUGGCGCCCCAGUCUCAUUCGUUCGAGGACCGGCGUCCUAAGAGUUUCAGUGAGCGGAUGGCCGAGGGCCGAGCUGCUGAGAAAGCUCGGAGGGAACGAGAUGUCAAAGUUGAGCAAAUACGAGCAAAGCGCAGUUCUGCCUUUGAGUACGACAAAGCCGAGAUGGAAGCGCUCAAGGCAGCUGCGGCGGAAAGAAGACCGAAUUCCCCUUCCAAGCCAACGACAAGAAGCGGACGUACUGACAGCUUCAGCCGCGACGAUAUCAUGAGGUCGAUUAACAAUAUCAAACCCUCUCUGAAGAGAAGCCAGACAACUCCCAGUCUACGGAGGACGGAGGAAACCGAGACCAAAUCAUUUCUGCAGCGGCGUAGUCAAAAGCCGGAAGCGCAAUCAUUUCCUCCUCAGCCAGGAAGCUCUCGAACAAACAGUUUUACCGAUGAAGCUUCUAACGAAGCCGAGAGGGUGCUGGAAAAGCCACCGGAUGCGUCAAAAUACGAACCUUUCUCUCAACUUCAUCUUUCAAACCGUAUCCUACCUCAUUCCUUUAUGGACCGGACCCUUAAAGAUAAGAAGGUCCUCCGCAUUCCAGAUCUUCUUCGGAUAAUCAAGGGUCCGCCCUUUGAGCUUCCAGAAGACAUUGACACAGACUACGUUGUCUUCGGUAUAGUAGCCUCCAAAUCGGAUACUAAACAAGUAAAAGAGGCGAAAUCUGUCACUGCACAAGCGGCCGAUCCAUUCGACGACGGUUUGAACAACAGAAAUCAGUAUAUGGCAAUUACUCUCACUGACUUGAAGUGGACUAUUGACUUGUUUCUAUUUGAUACGGCCUUUCCACGGUAUUACAGACUCUCCGAAGGGACCCUAAUCGCCAUUUUGAAUCCUACAAUACUCCCCCCACCAAAGGGAAAGCUUGACACAAAUCGGUUCAGUUUAAGCAUCUCUUCCUCAGAUGACACAAUCCUUGAGGUCGGGUCCGCGCGGGACAUUGGCUAUUGUAAAGCUGUCAGAAAGGACGGUAAAAUCUGCCAAGUAUGGGUUGACGGUCGGAAGACCGAAUUCUGCGACUUUCACGUUGAUCUGCAACUACGCCGCGCACAAGCAGAUCGCAUGGGGGUAAACAAUGGAACAGGCUUGUUUGGCCCUGGGGGUCGCUCUGGGUAUCGCACCGGCUUUUAUGGCGGUCAAAAGCGAUCUACACAGAAAGGGUCUGGAGAGGGACUUCUCAGGGCAGAUGGCGCACAUUACGACCAUGGGACCCAGUCAUUAUACUAUGUGGCACCCAGCUUGAAACCGAAUAAUACUAACAAGUCCCUGUUUCAUCACCUACACCCAGGCCAGUCCGCAGCUAGCCUCAUUGAUGCAGACGUGGACGACCCGUUUUUGGCGGCCGGCAUGAUGGGCCGCGGCGCGGAGAACAAAGGAGAGCGCUUUCGUCGGCGUCUAGUCGAGAAGCAGAAGGAAAAAGAAAUCACCCAGAUGAUAACCUCCACACGCGCUGGAGGAGUCGCUGGAGAAUAUCUGCGAGCACAGAAUAAUGAGAAUACCCGCAUUACAGACUCGACCCGAUCCGGAGCACAGCACGGAAGGACGGACUCCAGAGAUCUGAAACCACAACUUAGCUCCCUCGCCGGCGAUAAACCGCUCGGCAUGAACUUCAGACGGGCUGAGGCAGUGCGCCUCAGCCCUAAGAAGCGUGCGCAUGACGGCGAUAGGCCCUAUGGAAGCGGCGUAAAGAAAACACGCUUUAUAACAUCUAAGGGGAUCAAAGAGGCUGGCAGGGACAGCCUGGGAGGCGUCUCAAACGCCACGCCUCGAACGGAUGAUUAUGAUGACGAUGAUGAAUUGGAAAUUGUCUGA
This is a messenger RNA of Aspergillus nidulans FGSC A4, 2418 nucleotides long. Its product is annotated as Mcm10/DnaG-type zinc finger protein. The transcript has a single exon. Lineage: Eukaryota; Fungi; Ascomycota; Eurotiomycetes; Eurotiales; Aspergillaceae. Gene Ontology annotation, cellular component: nucleus. Gene Ontology annotation, molecular function: single-stranded DNA binding; double-stranded DNA binding. Bases 1 to 2418 code for a protein of 805 amino acids. Gene Ontology annotation, biological process: DNA replication initiation; DNA replication. The record is from RefSeq and is a predicted model, not a curated record.